AUGACCACUCCAACCUUGAUCAACCUUCCUCCUCCUCCCUCCGAUCCGGUGACUCCAUCUGAGAUGGGACCCGGAACCCCCAAUUCCACCACCACGUCCCUCUCCGCGCUCUCCACCACCGCCAUCAAAGACGGCCACCAAGGCCAACCCUUCCCCCACGGCCGCCAUGGGCACCACUCCUCCAACGCCUCCAUGAGCUCAACCACGACCCUCGAAGCCGAGCGCGCCGAUCGCAUCUCCCGCCUAGCCGGUCUAGAGCGGGUGGCUACCGCACGGGCCGGCGGCGCACAUUCCACCACUGGCCCGUCCUUCCCAUACACCCCGGGAUACUUUGACACCGGCGCCGGCCUGAAAGAGAGAAGCACCGUCGGAAGCGCCAGCGCAACAGGCAGCGUGGAUGCUCGGACUACAUGGGCCAGCGGGAGCGAUGCCUUUGAUGCGGACAAAAUGAGCGAGGCGGACGACGGCGUUUCGAGCGUCGGCAACCUCAGCGACGAGGGGGAUGCCAGUCUCGUUGGGUUCGGCGAGGGCGCAAGCACCAUGAGCGGACCGAUCUCACAUCCUGGAAUUGGUCGGGCGUCGUCGAGUGGAAGGCCGAACAGCUCCCUUGGGAGCCCGAGACAGAACCGCGCGAACCCGGUGACAUCCUACUCGCCACAUACGGGCUCUGCUACUCCUGAGCCGACCCAGGAUGCGCGUAUGGUGGAUGGAAUGACCUUCGAUCCUGACGUGGUUGACACUACGGCGCGGACCCCGAGAAUGGCCACUCCGGGCUCUGAGAACUUUCCCAGCGAACGGUACUGA
Messenger RNA from Aspergillus mulundensis, 804 nucleotides. RefSeq lists its product as uncharacterized. The record is from RefSeq and is a predicted model, not a curated record. The coding region runs from base 1 to 804 and encodes 267 amino acids. The transcript has 2 exons. Lineage: Eukaryota; Fungi; Ascomycota; Eurotiomycetes; Eurotiales; Aspergillaceae.